Spea bombifrons (plains spadefoot toad) is the source of this 1854-nucleotide messenger RNA. RefSeq names its product nuclear speckle splicing regulatory protein 1 (gene NSRP1). Gene Ontology annotation, biological process: regulation of alternative mRNA splicing, via spliceosome. The record is from RefSeq and is a predicted model, not a curated record. Lineage: Eukaryota; Metazoa; Chordata; Amphibia; Anura; Pelobatidae. The transcript is spliced from 7 exons. The coding region runs from base 43 to 1644 and encodes 533 amino acids.
UCACUACUUAGUGAGAGUGCGCAUGCGCAUUGUUCGGGCAAGAUGGCGGCUUCCGGGAAACAAUAUGGGCUUAUUAUGCCAAAAAAACUGCCACAGAAAAAUGCAUUUCUGCCAAGACAUUCAGCGUUUGCAGAUGAUUCCGAUGAGGAGACAUCGGUGGGCGAGACCCUGCAGAAAGAAUCCUUGAAGAAACGUGUCAUGAAACAGACCAAGCUGGAGAUCCAGAAAGCCCUUGAGGAGGAUUCCUCUGUGUAUGACUACGACAAAGUAUAUGAUGAUCUGCAGAAGAAGAAAGAAGAGAGUGCUGCCAAGCUGCUGGCUGGGAAGGACAGAAAGCCCAAGUACAUCCAGAACAUAUUAAAGGCAGUGGAAGUGAGAAAGAAGGAGCAGGAGAAGAGAAUGGAGAAAAAAAUCCAGAAAGAACGAGAAAUGGAAGGAGAAGAGUUUCAGGACAAGGAUGCUUUUGUCACAUCUGCCUACAAAAAAAAAUUACAAGAAAAGGCUGAAGAGGAAGAGAGGGACAAACAUCAGGCUGAAAUUGAGGCAUCUCUGGAUGUGACAAAGCAAAAGGACCUGAGUGGCUUCUAUAGGCAUUUAUUAAACCAGGCUGUGGGGGAGGAGGAGACCCCCGAAUGCAGCUUACGGGAUACUGGGGUAAAGCAAGAAAAGCCAAGGGGAUAUUCAGAUGAACUCCACCAAGAAAAAAGCUCUAGUUUAUCAAGGCAACCAAGCGAUUUGAAGGUAGAAGAAAACAUAGAUGCAGACAGUGAUUUGAGCAGUGAGUCUAGUGAGGAAGAUGACCUCCCGGACACAAAGAAAGCAGCCACCAGAAGCAAGUCGGAUCAAGACGAAAUGAAACAUGACAGCUCAAAGGCUCACAAAAGAAACAGACACUCCAGUUCUUCCAGUGAUGAAAGAGAAAAGGAUUAUGAGGAAAAGAGAAGACCGAAAGAGUCACGUGAUAUAGGCCGAGCAGAGAAGGACAAGUAUUAUGAUCGGGAAUAUGAGGAAAAGUAUGAACACGAAGAAGAAAGCAGCGGAGAUCGGCACAGGAGAAGAGAGGAGCAAGAAUACAGGCCGAGAGGUAGAGAAAGAAAAGAUUAUGAUCCCCGUAACAAAGAUUCUAGGAGAGAGAAAGAACAGCGGUAUUCAGAUAUUGAAGGUAGUAGAAAAGAGUCCAAAAGAGAGAAAAAUUGGGGGCAUUCAGAAAAUGAAAGCAACAAAGAGUCCAGGAGAGAGAAGGAUUGGAGAUGUUCUGACAAAGACAGGCAAAAGAAUGACAAAGAUGAACACGAAAAGGAGCGAAGCAGGAAACGCAAAGAAGAGGUGGAACCUGAGAGGAGGAGAGAAAAUGCAGAUAAAGAAAGACACAGAAGUAAAGAAACAGGAGACAAAUCAUACAAAGACAAGAAAACCAAAGACACGAGGGAGAAAACUCCACCACUGUCUGAGAAACACGACUCCAAGCGCAAGGCUCAAGAAGAGGAAAAAGAAAGAGAACCACAAACAGAGAUGUCCUCUGUGAGCAGCAAGUUUGCGAAACGCAGUAAUACAGAGACUGUAUUAUCAGCCAGGGACCGUUACCUGGCAAGGCAAAUGGAGCGAGUGGGCACCAAGGUUUACGUGGAGAAAGAAGAGGACUAACAGAACGUUUAAACUAUUUGAUUUGGGUUUUGCCAGGUAGACGGUGGGGACUACUUUCAAUUAUUUCAGGGGACGUGUCCAGAUCUGUGGCAGUCUUUUUGUUACAAGUAACAUUUUUCUUGGUAGAAAUGCUAAAUUGCGGAAUAUAUUCUUUGUUGGGUUAUUUUUGCUGUUCUGUACCCCUAUUAAACCAAACUGCAAAUAACAUAA